UUUUCUCUAUCACUUACAUAAAAAGAAAUCUAGAAUGCAUCCAAAUUAUGGUUAGUUUGUUAAUUGAUUGGUGAUUGUGUAGAUAUGGUUCAAGGAUUUUUAUAAGUAAUGCCUUCUCUCUACUACUGAAUUUGGAAUAAAAGGAAAGCUCAUAAAUAUCCGAAUCUACAUAAAAUUAAAAUAAUUAAUAAAGUAUGUAUAUUAAGGUAUAUUAAAAUUAUAAAAACCUCGUCUAUGAGGGGGAGGGCCUCUGAUUUAUAUAUAUUAAGGUCAGUGGGAGGGGACGCUAUUCUUCUUCUUCUUCUAAUUCUCUCUUUCACUUUCCUUUGAGUUGUUUAGACCUAAAACAAAAACUCUCUUCUUCUUCUCACUACCAUCUCUCUCUAUUGGAGAAUUUUCUGUUGAAUUUCGCUUUCCUUUUUCAUUGCAUGUAUGGAUCCUUCCAGAGGACUACACCAGGAGAUGGGGAACCCUUUGUCGGAAAACAUGGUGGUUAACUCAAAAGGACAGCAGCAGCAGGAAAGAAAAGCAAGGCCUCAACCAGAAGAAGCGCUUAAGUGCCCAAGAUGUGAAUCCACCAACACCAAGUUCUGCUAUUACAACAACUACAGCCUUUCUCAGCCAAGGUAUUUCUGCAAGUCAUGCAGGAGGUAUUGGACUAAAGGCGGCAAUCUCAGGAAUGUUCCCGUGGGCGGCGGCUGUAGGAAGAACAAGAGAUCAUCUUCAAAGAGGACCCAAGACCACGCUUUCACGCCCAGUGCCAACCCACUCAUCACUCCCCACCACCACCCCAUCCCACCUUUGACUUAUGACAUCGACACCAAUGACCUCACCUUGGCCUUUGCUACCGUCCAGAAACAAUCACCUAGUGGGCAGCAGUUAGGGUUUGAUGAUCAUGAUGGCGACCUUUCUAUUUUUGGAAACCCUAGCUUUAAUGGUAAUGCACUCACAAGCAGCUUUCUCGGGAACCACAGCAAUUUUCAGAGUUAUUGCUAUGACAACAUUGGGAUGGGAGGUGCAACCACGGGUCUCAAUGGGGAAACCAUGCUGCCUUACAAUAAUCAAGAAAUGAUUGAUUCAACCAUGGCAAUGGGACAAGACAGUGAGAAUAGAGUGUUAUGGGGUUUGCCUUGGCAACUCAUUGCAGCAGAUAAUAACAUGGUGGGCUUGGGUGAUCUUGAUUUAGUAAGAGAUAACUGGAAUGGACUUCUUAAUACCCCCCUAAUGUAAAAAAAAAAAAAAAAAAACAUGACAAUGAUGCUGU
Messenger RNA from Gossypium arboreum, 1264 nucleotides. RefSeq names its product dof zinc finger protein DOF2.1. The transcript is spliced from 2 exons. NCBI's taxonomy places the organism in Eukaryota, Viridiplantae, Streptophyta, Magnoliopsida, Malvales, Malvaceae. Gene Ontology annotation, biological process: regulation of DNA-templated transcription. Bases 433 to 1230 code for a protein of 265 amino acids. Gene Ontology annotation, molecular function: DNA-binding transcription factor activity; DNA binding. The record is from RefSeq and is a predicted model, not a curated record.